Molecule: messenger RNA, 1593 nt
Organism: Hansenula anomala
Lineage: Eukaryota; Fungi; Ascomycota; Saccharomycetes; Phaffomycetales; Wickerhamomycetaceae
Gene: MPA43
Product: Mpa43p
Exons: 2
Coding region: 1-1593 (530 amino acids)
Biological process (GO): carbohydrate metabolic process
Molecular function (GO): kinase activity
Source: RefSeq, a predicted model, not a curated record
AUGCCAAUUGGCGAUGUCUACGCUGGCGUUGAUGUGGGAUCCUCUUCGAUCCGUGUCGCUGUCAUUGAUGAUCAGGGUGUGAUUCUCCAGGUUGAGACGGAGCCCUUGGUGUACAGCCAAAGCAAUAUUGAUUCAAGAUUUGUGACACAAUCUUCAAAGCAAAUAUGGGACUCUUACCAAAUAUGUAUGGAGAGAAUCAACGAUAAACUCAGUUUUGGUUUGAAAAUCAAAAGUAUCGGAUGUGCUGCUACUUGUUCCAUGGUUGUUCUGAAAAGGGGCCAGGACGACAGACUUCAUCCUUAUCCUGCUGAUUAUGGGUUUUCAGAUCCCAAUCAAAAUGUUGUAUUCUGGAUGGAUUCAAGAGCAUCUGAGGAGACCAGGACUAUAAAUGAAAUACUGAAAGGAGACCCUAUACUAGAUUAUUAUGGUGGUGCAUUCAUCCAGGAGAUGGGCAUUCCAAAAGUGAAGUAUUUGAUUGAUCAUAUACCCAAAGAAGAUUUGGACAGUAUUGUGUUUUUCGAUCUCCAUGAUUUCUUAACAUUUAUGAUAGCUGGUGGGAAGAAAUCUGAAAAUGCAAUCAAUGUUUCUAAUUUUUACAACCCAAUGGCGCUGGAUGGUGAGCUCAAAGGUUGGUCGUCAUCAUUUUUGAAAAGAAUUGGGUUGACUCGACUCGUUGAUGAGGAUUUCAGGGCAAUUGGAAGAGUUGAAAAGUCGCCAUACAAAUCAUUCAUAUCAAUCCCUCCAGCUGGGUCUAGGAUUGCAACUGCAGAUGAUGGUGUUGUUGUAACUCAGGGGGUUAUUGACUGUUACUCUGGUUGGAUCGCGUCUUGUGGUAAAGAUUUUUCAAACUCAUUAACAAUGAUUGCAGGAACUUCAACUUGUUUCUUGCUAAGUCACAAAGUUUCUGAACCUAUAACUGGUAUUUGGGGUCCAUUUAAAGGCGUUUUGAAUGAUCAUUAUGUUUCAGAAGGAGGUCAAUCAACCACGGGGAAACUUCUUGAGCAUCUCUUUGAAACUCAUCCUGCCUUUAAAGAGCUUGAAAAACUUGGUCCUGAUGUUAUACAUUAUCUCACUAAGAACAUGUUUUUGUACGGUGACCUUUCAGGAAAUCGUACACCAUAUGCUGAUGGUGAUAUGAGAGGUGUAUUCAUUGGUGAAUCAACAGAUAAUUCUUUACGUGACUUGUUGCUAAGAUAUAUCUGUAUUUUAGAAUUUCUUGCUCUUCAAACUAGACAAAUUUUGUCAAUGUUAACUAAGCAUCAUAUAAACAAAAUCAUUAUUUCAGGGAGUCAGGCAAAAAAUUUAAGAUUUGUGAAACUGUUGGCUAAAGUGACCAAGCUCCCCGUUGAAGUAAGUGAUACUGAUCCUAGAUUUUCAGGUGUCAAAGGGGCUGCUUACCUGGGUCUUUCAGGCUACAAAAAUAUUCCAUUAACAGAUGUUAUUGAAUCAUUGAAUAAAGAAGGUACGGUAUACUCACCAGAUUUGAGUGAUGAAAGACUGUUGAGGUUGUUAGACGUGAAGUAUAAAGUGAUGAUAGAUAUGGCUGAAAGACAAAGACUAUAUAGAAGCUGGGUUUCUACUGCAUUAAAGUAA